AUACAGUUCAAGCAAGUAGAAAUGUGCGCUUCAUCAUCUACAGCAAGAAGCUUUGCUGGAUACAUACAUCUUCCAUCAAACUCAUUGCGUAAAGUUGGCUUGGAUCAGAGCAAACCGAUUAAUAUCUUCUUCUGGUUUAUUGAGAGUCAAGAUGCCCCGGAAAAGGCACCACUUACUCUAUACCUGAACGGUGGUCCUGGUGUAACUUCUUCUCUACUGCGGGAAACUGGACCUUGUCAAGUCAAAGCCAACGGCAGAAGCACUCGCACGAAUCCCUGGUCAUGGAACCGAGUGUCUAAUAUGCUGUAUAUAGACCAACCAGUAAACACAGGGUUCAGCUAUGACAUUGCCGCGAAUGCUACCGUUGAUUUUCGCGGUAACGCAACCCUCCUUGCCUUUCCGGCCGCAGGGACAUCCGUAGCUCACGACAGCACAGGACGCCUGAUGCAAGUAGGUACCGUGGGUAUAGGUACCAUGGAAACGGAUACAGCAGUCAACACAACAGAGGCAGCGGUUCGCGCAGUCUGGCUUUCACUUUCGAUAUGGCUCCAGGAUUUUCCAGAGUUCAGAUCACCCAGCAACGAAGUUGAGCUUUGGACGGCUUCUUAUGGUGGUCAUUUUGCGCCAGCCCUUUAUGACUUCACCAUGGCACAGAAUGCCCUGGGUGUGUCUGGGCCGAGAAUAAGCUUCAGAACCAUAGGACUAAUGAAUGCAUGUGUUGACGCCUUGGUACAGCUACCAGCAUAUCCAGAAAUGGCCUACAAUAAUACGUAUGGGCUUCAACUUAUCAACAAAAGCACUUAUAUGGCUACCAAAUCUUCAUGGGAUGAGCCACUUGGCUGCAAGUCGCGCAUACAAGCUUGUCGUAAAGCGCUGGGCUCAUCACCAUAUCUAGGGGAUAAUGCUUCUAUCAACACUCUAUGUCAUGAUGCGAAUACCUUUUGCGGGAAAAAUGUCGCUAAUCUAAUUGGCGCCAGCGGGGCAAGCUUCUUUGACAUUGGACACAGGACUCAUUACCUCACAGAUCCUGGUCUAUACACAUAUAUUGGCUAUUUGAAGCAGGGGCACGUACAGGCAGCAUUGGGUGUUCCAGUUAACUUCACCGACGAGGCCAUCCAAGUUGCCAAAGCAUUUUCUCGUACAGGUGACAAUCUUCAUAGGUAUUACUUGGAAUCACUAGGUCGGGCAUUAGACAAUGGCGUACACAUUACUCUCGCCUACGGAGAUCGAGAUUAUGCCUGUAAUUGGCUCGGUGGUGAAGCUUUGUCGCGCUCCAUCCCUCACAAAAACAUCCAAGCAUUUCAAGACGCAGGAUAUCAGGCCGUGUGUUUCCCUCCUAUGGAUACUAAUGAGCGUGACCGCGGCGGAAAUGGCAUUGCCUCUGCGUAUGUACGUCAGCACGGUAACCUUUCCUUUACCAGAGUUCUGGACUCAAGCCAUACCAUCAACACAGACUGGCCAUCGGUGGGUUUCACGCUAUUCAAUCGAACCUUGACAGGCACAGAUACUGCGACAGGACUUAUUCCGCUGCGCCACCAAGAGGAGGAGAAGUCUAUCUAUAGCACCCAAGGACCCACGUCGACCUGGCAUAUCAAGAACAGGUUACCCAUAGACAGUAAGGAAGAGCAGGGCAUGUGCUAUGUGUUGGCUCUCUCUUUCUGUUCAGACCGGCAAUUGAAUGCCUACUUGAGUGGGCGAGGCACAGUACGAGAUUAUUGGCUCUUGGACUUCGGCGACGGG
Trichoderma virens Gv29-8 is the source of this 1740-nucleotide messenger RNA. RefSeq lists its product as uncharacterized. The annotation marks the transcript as partial. The transcript has 5 exons. The record is from RefSeq and is a predicted model, not a curated record. Gene Ontology annotation, biological process: proteolysis. Gene Ontology annotation, cellular component: fungal-type vacuole. Gene Ontology annotation, molecular function: serine-type carboxypeptidase activity. Lineage: Eukaryota; Fungi; Ascomycota; Sordariomycetes; Hypocreales; Hypocreaceae.